AUGUAAUUGGAACCAGGUGGACCAGUUUGAAAUAUUUAAUAAUAAUUAAAAAGCCAUUAAUUUAACAAUUUACAUCAAGUCUGUAUCUGAUCAGCUGGUGUCUGAGGUGUGGGACAGGACUUCGCCUGCUCCUCAGCACGUUACAGCAGGUGAAGGACUCGGUGGGUCUUAGUGGAACUACAAGUCCCAGAGACCUCAGCAGCGUCAGUGGUCCUGGAACCACUGCUUAAUAACAUGGCAGCGCCGUCCAGAAACACACGCGAGCUGCUGGAGCGGUCUAUCCGGGACCGGGUCCCUCCGCUGCUCACCGACCUGUACCAGUUCACCAUGGCGUACGCGUACUGGCGCGCGGGUCGGCACCAGGAGCCCGCCGUGUUCGAGCUCUUCUUCAGGGACAAUCCGUUCGGCGGCGGCUUCUCGCUGUUCGUGGGUCUGCACGACUGUCUGCUGUUCCUGCGCAGCUUUCGCUUCACAGACGAAGAUGUGGAGUUCCUGCGCUCCGUCCUGCCCCCCACCACCGACCCCACCUUCUUCCAGUUUCUACGAAGCCUCGACUGUUCGGGCGUAACACUCCGCUCUGUCCCAGAGGGCACCGUGGUGUUUGCCAGGGUGCCACUGAUGGAGGUGGAGGGUCCGCUGGCCGUCGUUCAACUGCUGGAGACCAGUUUACUUUGUCUGGUGAACUAUGCCAGUCUGGUGUGCAGUAACGCUGCACGUUUCCGCCUGGCGGCCGGACCCAAGAGGAAGCUGCUGGAGAUGGGUCUCCGCAGGGCUCAGGGACCAGACGGAGGUCUCACCGCCUCGCGAUACACACACAUCGGAGGGUUUGAUCUCACCAGUAACGUUCAGGCUGGCUUCUUGUUUGGGAUCCCUGUCGCAGGGACAAUGGCCCACUCAUACGUCACGUCCUUCACCUCACUGGAGGAGGUGUGGCCAGAAACGUUGGUGGCAGCGGACAGCGACGCUGAUCCAGUCGAUGUCAUUUCUCUAGCAAAAGGCUGGCUGAGUCGAGUGUGUGAGCUUCUGGGAGCAGAGUCCGGGAAGAUCCGGGAGGGCGAGCUGGCUUCCUUCUUGUCUUACGCCAUUGCCUACCCUCAGAACUUCCUCCCUGUGAUUGACAGCUAUAGCGUUGGCUGCGGCCUGCUGAACUUCUGCGCCGUGGCGUUGGUGCUGUGUGAGCUCGGCUACAGACCUGUAGGAGUUCGUCUGGACAGCGGGGACCUCUGCAGACAGUCCAUCGAAGUCCGUCGUGUCUUCAGACUCUGCAGCGAGCAUUUCUCCGUCGCUGCCUUUGAUUCUCUGAUCAUCGUGGGGACAAACAACAUCUCAGAGCAAAGCAUGGCUGAGCUCAACAGGAAGGAGAAUGAGAUCAACAUUGUUGGUGUUGGAACACAUUUGGUCACCUGCACUAAACAGCCCUCUCUGGGCUGCGUCUAUAAGCUGGUGGAGGUAAGAGGAAGACCCAGGAUGAAGAUCAGUGAGGACCCAAAGAAAAGCACAGUUCCAGGAAAAAAAGCAGUGUACCGACUGAUAGACUCAGAGGGUCAUCCUUUUCUAGACCUGUUGUGUCUGGAGGUGGAGCCUCCUCCAGAGGCAGGACGUCCUCUGAGAUGUUACCCUCUGGGCUGCAAAAACUCACCUGCAUCAAUCACUCCAGCUCAGGUCACCUGUCUGCGCCAGGAAGUCUUCACCAAGGGACAGGUCACACAGCCUCUGUGCAGCGCUGCAGAAACUAGAACAAAGGUCCAGAGCUCCCUCCAGACUCUAAACCCCCGACAUAAAAGGCUGCAGGAGCCAGACUCCUACACAGUGGCGCUGUCAGAGAAACUCCACAACCUAGUCAAAGAGCUCCAAAAGUGCUGCAGCAGCAACAAUGACUUUCUUUUAGCAAAUUAAAAACUUUUUGUUCAUACUGUUUUCCAAAGUACCUUCCAGGAAAAUCAGUGUUGACAUUAUGCUCUACAAAUGGCGUCAGUCACUCACAUUUAAUACCUCAAAAACUUCCCUUAAAUAAACAGAACUUCUCAGUUUAGUGUGCUGGGAAGGCAGAUAAAGAAAUUUAAAUUAAAACAAAAAAAUCAGAUUAAAAUCUUUUUGUUAGUUUUAAUAAGAAGCUUCCAAACAGGAACAGAAACAACAAACACUCGGUGCCACAAAUCAAAGUGCAAACCACUUUGAUUCUCAGAUGUUGUUUUUUUCUUUUUCUUUUAUAAAUGAAUGCAAGUCCAGGACAAGAAUGAUGGUACAAUCUUUCUGCAAGUGGCAAGAAAAUUCUUUGCUUUUACAUGAUGUCACAUUUGUUUCAAUAAUUGUGCACAAGGUUUGAAUUACACUGGGGCUUACAAUGAACAAAAUUCUCAACAAAAA
Molecule: messenger RNA, 2367 nt
Organism: Melanotaenia boesemani (Boeseman's rainbowfish)
Lineage: Eukaryota; Metazoa; Chordata; Actinopteri; Atheriniformes; Melanotaeniidae
Gene: naprt
Product: nicotinate phosphoribosyltransferase
Exons: 13
Coding region: 235-1896 (553 amino acids)
Biological process (GO): NAD+ biosynthetic process
Molecular function (GO): nicotinate phosphoribosyltransferase activity
Source: RefSeq, a predicted model, not a curated record